This is a messenger RNA of Serendipita indica DSM 11827, 1593 nucleotides long. Lineage: Eukaryota; Fungi; Basidiomycota; Agaricomycetes; Sebacinales; Serendipitaceae. The record is from the annotation of a GenBank genome assembly.
AUGACUUCGCUUGCAGACGACUUGGCCGCAGAUUUUGCGGAAAUCGACGAGGCUGAACAAGAAUACGAGGAGGAUGCUCCAGAAGGUGCUCAGAGCGGCCAUGCAACGGCCAAGCAAGAUGCAGAAGGAGACGAGGAAAUGUCAGACGGCGAAGAGGAAGAAGCCAACGGUCCAACAGGUAUAGACGACCAGGGAGUCAUGGCCGGUGGUGUUAAACCUGCGGAACAGCUCGAUCCAGAGGCCGUUCAGCGCAUGGAACUUGGAAAGGUGGCGGACGUGACAAAGGUCGCGCGUCUUUUGGGAAGUAAAAAGCUCAACGACAUCAUUAGAGAUAUCGACCACUACUCUGCACUCCCAAGCGCCAUGAGCACGGCUUCUUUACCUGCCUAUGCCAACCCAGAGUAUAACCUCAUUGUAUCAGCAAAUAAUCUUUCCGUCGAGCUCGAGAAUGAAAUCAUGCUUGUAAACAAGUUCAUUCGAGAUCAUUAUGCGACAAAGUUUCCAGAACUGGAGACCUUGGUCGUGGACCCUCACAUGUAUAUCCGUUCCGUACGAGCCUUGGCAAACCACGAGGAUCCAACCAAAGUUCAGCUAGACGGCGUGCUCCCGCCUGCUAUCAAAAUGAGCUUGCUCAUGACUGCGACGAACACGCGAGGUCAGCAGCUCACAGAAGCCCAGUGGAAGAGUAUUGAAAAGGCAUGCGAUACCGCGGAAAAGCUGGAGGAAAUCAAGCAAAAGAUUUUCGCCUAUGUCAGCUCUCGAAUGAACAUUCUCGCACCAAAUCUAUCAGCUAUUGUCGGAACUGGCACCGCUGCCAAACUAUUGGGAGUGGCAGGCGGACUACAAGCGUUUGCUAACAUGCCAUCCUGCAAUGUUCACCUUUUGGGAGCCCAGAAGAAGAUUACCGCUGGCUUCUCCACCGCGACUCAAGGCCGUCACACUGGAUUCUUGUUCCAGUCCGAGGUCGUUGUGAGCACACCACCAGAGUAUAAGCGCAGGAUCCAAAGGACACUCGCUGGCAAAUGCACAUUGGCCGCGCGUAUGGAUUUGGAGCGGAAACUACGAGAUGGAAGCUAUGGAUCCAGACUACGCGCACAAGUGGAAAAGAGAAUAGACCAGCUGGCCGCACCCCCGCCGUCCAAGAUGACCAAGGCACUCCCCAUCCCAGAUGAGGGCAAGAAGAAGCGGCGAGGCGGCAAACGCGCGCGAAAGGCCAAAGAGGCAUAUGCGCAGAGCGAGCUGGCUAAAAUGCGAAACAGGAUGGAAUUUGGCGUCGAGGAAGAGGAAGUGGGCGCGUUUGACGAGACGGAGGGAUUGGGCAUGAUCAACUCGGGCAAGAUUCGUGCACAAGUCGGAAAGACGGCGACAAAAGCCAAGAUGAGCAAGAUGAACAAGAACAGGAUAGCCGCGCUCAACCGGUCGUCGCAGUCGAGUCAAGGAAGCGGAACAGCGACUUCACUCGUUUUUACACCUGUACAAGGAUUCGAGCUCACCAAUCACUCGCUCAUGGCUCAGCGUGUCAAAGCCGCCAACGAAAAAUGGUUUGGAGGCGGUACAUUCUCGCAUGUACCUGGUUCAUCGACCAACUCGUAG